AUGGAAGUUGGUUCUGAAAAACAGAAGACAGAAGACGGUGGACAAAAUGUCGACCUUCCACCCGAGAUAAUAGAUGCGAUUCUUUCAAGGUUACCAGUGAAGUCCUUGUGCCGGUUCAAGCUUGUAUCCAAGUCCUGGCAGUCCCUAAUCUCCGAUCUUGAUUUCGUCGCAAACUAUUCCAAAGCCACCAUUGAGAAUAUGGAUGUCUUGUUUAGAAGACGGCCCCUCCUCUUUACUUUAAUGGACUCGGAACCAAGCCAAGGGAUGUACUCAUUGGAUCUUGACCAGUUUCUCAAUGAGAAUCCUAAUGCUGGUGUUGAUGGUCUAGUAGCAACACCCUCUGAGCUCGACUUUGUUUACAAUCAUCUUCCAAAUGGUAUAGAUUGGUUUCCCUUUGCCCUAUAUUCCUGCCAUGGAUUGUUCCUGUCACAUUUAUGGUCUGGCGACUUCAGCGUCAAUUUGAUCGACCCUCUAACCAAGGAAUCAAAGACAAUACCAGAGCCACCAAAAUGGAGGCUUGGAUUUGGAUUUGGUCGGUACUUACAUGGAUUUGGAUUUGAUCACUCGAUCAAUGAAUACAAGGUGAUUAAUGGGCAGCAUUAUGAUGAUGGAGUUAUGUUUAGUGUCUAUACAUUGCAGAUUGGUUCUUGGCGACAGAUUGACUGCUUAUUUCCCUAA
Fragaria vesca subsp. vesca is the source of this 678-nucleotide messenger RNA. Its product is annotated as F-box/kelch-repeat protein At3g06240-like. Gene Ontology annotation, molecular function: protein binding. NCBI's taxonomy places the organism in Eukaryota, Viridiplantae, Streptophyta, Magnoliopsida, Rosales, Rosaceae. The record is from RefSeq and is a predicted model, not a curated record. The coding region runs from base 1 to 678 and encodes 225 amino acids. The transcript has a single exon.